GUGAUGUGAGCAAAGCACAAGACGGCCACCGCCCCCCCCCCCCCCUUCUCCCCCUACCUCUCUGUUCUUUUGCUUGUCGCUGCCAGAUAUUGGACACAGAUCGACGAUCGAAAUCAGAGAAAAUCUCCCACCACAAAUGGGUUUCUGCUUUCGAUCCAUCGCUUCUUCCGGCAUUGUGGCUGUGUUCUUGUUCUGCUCCCUCUGCUUCACUUCAACAGAUGCUUUUGAUCCCCUUGAUCCAAACGGAAAUAUUACAAUUAAGUGGGACGUUAUAAGUUGGACUCCUGAUGGCUAUGUUGCUGUUGUUACAAUGUACAACUUCCAGCAAUAUCGUCACAUUCAAGCUCCAGGAUGGACACUAGGCUGGACAUGGGCAAAGAAGGAGGUAAUAUGGAGCAUGAUGGGAAGCCAAACCACAGAGCAAGGAGAUUGUUCAAGAUUCAAAUCAAACAUUCCGCAUUGCUGUAAGAAGGAUCCUACGGUUGUGGACUUAUUGCCAGGAACUCCAUACAACCAGCAGAUUGCAAACUGCUGCAAGGGGGGAGUAAUUAACUCAUGGGUACAAGAUCCAGCCAAUUUUGCAAGCUCAUUCCAGGUUAGUGUUGGUGCAGCUGGAACCACCAAUAAAACAGUGAGAUUACCCAGGAACUUUACCUUGAAAGCACCAGGCCCAGGUUAUACGUGUGGUCCAGCAAAGAUUGUUAAACCCACCAAAUUUGUUUCCUCAGAUGGAAGGAGAAUCACACAAGCUAUGAUGACUUGGAAUGUUACGUGCACGUACUCACAGUUCCUGGCUCAGAAAACUCCUACUUGCUGUGUUUCACUCUCAUCUUUCUAUAAUGAUACGAUAGUACCUUGCCAGACAUGCACAUGUGGCUGUCAAAACAACAAAACUCAACCAGGGAGCUGUGUGGACCCGAACUCGCCAUAUUUGGCUUCAGUUGUUUCAGGAGCUGGCAAGAAUAGCUACACACCCUUGGUUCAGUGUACCAGCCACAUGUGCCCUGUCCGAGUCCACUGGCAUGUCAAAGUUAACUACAAGGAAUACUGGCGAGUGAAGGUCACUAUCACAAACUUCAAUUACAGGAUGAACUACACACAGUGGAACUUAGUUAUCCAACACCCCAACUUUGACAACCUUACUCAGAGUUUCAGCUUUAACUACAAGCCGUUAACUCCUUACGGAACCAUAAAUGAUACUGCCAUGCUAUGGGGAGUGAAGUUCUAUAAUGACUUGCUAUCGCAAGCUGGCCCUCUUGGUAACGUACAGUCAGAGUUCCUCUUCCGUAAGGACGCAUCAACUUUCACUUUCGAGAAGGGGUGGGCUUUUCCUCGAAGAAUCUAUUUCAAUGGUGAUAACUGUGUCAUGCCACCUCCUGAUGCCUACCCAUAUUUGCCCAACGCCAGUCCCCGGCAAAAUAUCUCUAUACUUUCCCUAUUGCUGGCCCUGUUCGUGUCUCUGACAUUCUCCUGCCUAUACAUUUAAGAAUCUUCUCUCCACCCUCGUGCCCAGUGGAAGCAAAAAAUCUUGUCUUAAAAACUUCUGCUGGGUACAUCUGGCCCCAGAUCCUACUUAAGCUGAUUGAGGAGUUCAUGUCUGGUGUGUACAAGGCAGUGCAGGUUCAGGUUUGCCGUCGGUGGGAACGGACUACCUUUCUCGUUUUGAUGGUAAAUUUUCUACCGCUUUGGUACUAUGUAAUAGUGUCUUGGUUGUUAAUUGCCUGUAUUUAAUCAUUUUGUUUGUAGAGUUUCAGCUUCUAGUUACAGUUGUAAUGAGAAUAAGAACCAUUAAAAUAUAAUUCAUCAAUGUUUGCAAUUCGUUUCAUAUAUAA
This is a messenger RNA of Diospyros lotus (date-plum), 1832 nucleotides long. Its product is annotated as protein COBRA-like. The record is from RefSeq and is a predicted model, not a curated record. Gene Ontology annotation, cellular component: plasma membrane. NCBI's taxonomy places the organism in Eukaryota, Viridiplantae, Streptophyta, Magnoliopsida, Ericales, Ebenaceae. The transcript is spliced from 6 exons. Gene Ontology annotation, biological process: plant-type cell wall cellulose biosynthetic process; cellulose microfibril organization. Bases 137 to 1486 code for a protein of 449 amino acids.